CACAAUCUCUGUUCCCAGUGUGUUUCACGCAACCUGUCUACUGAGUUCUAAGUAUCUUUCUUAUCGGUAUUCCCUUAGAUCUCAUCCAGCUAAGAAAUGGCCAGUCAAGGCACAGCACCGCAAACAACCAAAGCGCGUUUCAGUCACUGGAUUCAUGGUAUUCUGCGAGUAGACCAUCGCACCGCUGCUCGAAAAGCCAUCACCGAUGACAGCAACUGCCGUCAAAUCCUAGGGAAAAUUCUUCAGCCCGUUGUUUGUGAAUUUUCCACCGGGCAAUUCUCUCUGGGAUAUUUGUGCGGCGUGGACUGGGUAGGGCAUCGCGUCUUGGUGGAUUUUGCCUGUCACAAUCGCUCGCCCCAGUGGCAGCCCGUUGGGAAGGUUCUCCUGCAUGAGCCAGUAAAUACUCGUGAGAUCCGCCCCUAUACUCCAGUUAUAGCAGCGUUGCGACCAAACUCCGACCAACCUUACGUAUUCCAACCGGCGCGAGUUAUUUUUCCCCCGGCAACUGAUAGCUGCGGCGAUAUCGGUCCAGUAUGUGUGGAAACGGCGCUCCAGGGCGGCGCUGACUUCAUUCGGAAAUUCGUUCAUCCCGUCCAGGUGCGCGUUGUGGCGGAGUAUCGGGGAACAGAUGAGUCCCUUGUCGCAUACUGCCGCCUCCUGCUGAAACAAACGGCGCGUCUCGAUUCCUGUCCGGGCGCGGCGAAUCUUGAUUUAAGGAACAUGUUGAGAGAUUUCAACAAAGUUCCCUGGAUAACAGUUGUGCGGAUGUGGCUGGAUACCGAAGGCAUCCACUGUAUUUACACAGAAAGAAAACCAGGCGCUCUUAGCCAGGCGCAAAUGGAAUAUUUUGUUAGAAAGUCUAAGUGGCGUCAGACAGUUCAGCUCGGCUUACUUCCACAUCCCAACAGCAUCGACACUAAAAGCACCAACGUAGACAGUUCCAUGUCCCUCGGAACGCUGCCAUAUGAACUGCACGAGGGCAUCAUGCUGCAAAUCCAUGACAUUCACAGCGUCGUUAGUGCUCAAAAAGUGUGCAAGACCUGGCACGAUAUUCUGAAAGGCCGCCACCGCAGCCCGCACGUUGCUGUUGAUCUGACCAACCUGCUACUGGAUGACCCAACCAGCCAGGAGCAAAAAUACAGCCGAACUCAUCUGGUUAAUAUCCUCGACAACACCGUAACAACGGCCACCGUGUCGCUGACGCUGGCGAACGGCAAUCUAACCCCGGAACUGGACCUUUAUCUCUUUCAGUUUCUGUCCAUUAAAGUCACGUGGCUGCCGAUAAUUAUUCUAAAGAAUAUUCGUUGUUUUCGCGCCCUAACGCAGAACUUCCAGACGCAGCGGCUAGAAUUUGUCAACCUCAAAUACCUCAUGCAGGCUUGCCAAGUGUUGCGCUUGCAUGACGUCACAGUUCCAAACCUCUUCGGACCGAUCGCCGGGUUGUGGUGCACUUCGGCCGACUUCGGAGAUGACGUCGAUGCUUUCGUUGAGAAAGCCGCGCUGUGUAGCGGGCUCAGUGAAACCGAUCGCUUGAGGUGUUUUCUGCAGGUUUUGGACGCCGGCUGUCCUGAACUGUCCCCGAGGGCCGUAAUUGGCAUUAACGAAGCCUGCCGUAGGAUAAUCACCCGUGACAAGCAUCCUUUGCACAGCCGACUGUUGGUCAUGCUUACGCUGAUGAAUAAACCGAUAAAACUGGAGCUGCAGCCGCCGCUCUGCAGACUUGCCGGCCACGCCUUCCGCUACUCAUAUCCCAUGCAGAUUUCCACUGCCUCUGCCAGCCGCCAUCAGAUCCGCUCAGUGUCACGUGACCCACGUCACAUGGACGACGUCUGAGAUGCUCCGGUAUCAAAUUAGGUGUCAUUUUUUGACAUAGUUUGUUUAGUUUCCCUGAUAAUAUUGUCAUAUUAAUACGCCUUAACAACAAUCGCACGGUCAUGUUGUC
Messenger RNA from Paramacrobiotus metropolitanus, 1942 nucleotides. RefSeq lists its product as uncharacterized. The transcript has 3 exons. Gene Ontology annotation, molecular function: protein binding. The record is from RefSeq and is a predicted model, not a curated record. NCBI's taxonomy places the organism in Eukaryota, Metazoa, Tardigrada, Eutardigrada, Parachela, Macrobiotidae. Bases 97 to 1833 code for a protein of 578 amino acids.